AUGUCUCUUCCCCUUCCAAUUGUGGUCUGCGCUCUGGAUGACCAAAUCGGCAAGCCGGUCUCCGAGCUUCUUUUACCCGAGUUCGAAGUCAUCCACUUUAUUCAAAGCCUUGAAGCCGCCCAAUCUGAGAUUCCUCAUAUUCUCGCCGGCCAGGACCCUCAAACUGCGCAUCCCAACAAUGUCGGCACAAAAGACUACAGUCGCCCGGUGCGGGCAAUCAUAUUUGGUCGGGCAUUUGAAUUAGAAGAUAUCGAGGCCUUGAGGGAGAAAGUCGCUGGAACUUCGUCCGACCCUAUCGUUUGGAUUGUUGGUGACCCGGCUCGCAAACCGCCUGCUGGUGCAGUUCCUCCUCCUAACUACCCCCAGCUGGUCGCUGGUGUUGCGCGGAAACUCCUAGGUGGUUGGCUCGAGGCUGGAGCUGCGAAUGACGAGAUCAUUUUGUAUUAA
This is a messenger RNA of Penicillium brevicompactum, 447 nucleotides long. RefSeq lists its product as uncharacterized. The coding region runs from base 1 to 447 and encodes 148 amino acids. The record is from RefSeq and is a predicted model, not a curated record. The transcript has 2 exons. Lineage: Eukaryota; Fungi; Ascomycota; Eurotiomycetes; Eurotiales; Aspergillaceae.